Molecule: messenger RNA, 140 nt
Organism: Acaulospora morrowiae
Lineage: Eukaryota; Fungi; Glomeromycota; Glomeromycetes; Diversisporales; Acaulosporaceae
Source: the annotation of a GenBank genome assembly
AUGUCUUUUAAACCCGCAAGUGAUCCACGAUCCACCGAGCCUUCUCCGGUUAUGGAAGGACCCCACGAAACAUCGCACCUCCAAAUUCUUCGUGAUUCCACAAAUGGUGAUUGUGAUCCACCGAAGCGCGUUCUGAACUG